Funneliformis mosseae is the source of this 733-nucleotide messenger RNA. The record is from the annotation of a GenBank genome assembly. Lineage: Eukaryota; Fungi; Glomeromycota; Glomeromycetes; Glomerales; Glomeraceae.
ACAACAACACCGAAAUAACUAGCAAAGAUGAUAAAAAUAAUUUGAAUUGUCUCUAUGCUUAUUCCGAUCUAAUGUAUGAUGCUGGAACAUAUUUUGAUUAUGAAAAUGAUGGGGUUCGAUGGCCAUAUAGUGGACAAAAACCUGCUGCUUUAUCUAUAGUUGCAACAGUAGAUAAUGCUUUUACCUUUUAUCAGAACCACUACCUAGGAAUUAAAUAUUCUCUUGGUAUUAUUAAUCACCUAAUUGAUUUUGCUCCAUUCCAUAAUCAUGCACCGGAUGACUCUUAUGAUCUUUCUGGCACACUACAGUUAUUAACUGAUCAUUUUAAUUUGAAUUAUCUCAAAGUAGGAACAAUUUUUGUUGACUCGGUUUCUGAUCAACCAACUUUUAUUGAUAAAAAUGGAGCCUCAUUAGAACGAACUGUAUAUUUAACAGAUUUUUACUACAAAGUCCAUUUUGAUGCCACUGGUACAAAGAAAAAUGCUUUUAAAAAUUUUGGUCAAGAUAAAGAUUCUUAUUUGAAUAGUAUUAUUGCAAAAUUACCCGAUAUGGUUAAUGGAGAUAUUGAUGUAUUCACACCUUCAACUUAUUGGCUUGCAACACCUUUUAUGCCUAUCGAAUUAGUUAAUUUUGGUAGUUUAGACAUUAAGAACUUUGUGCAACCUACUGUUAAUGCCCAUCCUCAAUCAUUAUGGCCUUACCUAUUGCAACCACUUAAAUCAAGAUCUCUGUG